CUCACCGAGCGCGCGCAUUUCAAGUAUGCGGUUUUUGUGUUAUUCUCCCGCUCGUCGGUUAUUUCCUAUGAUUUGCUGUUGAGCGUAAGUUUGCUUCCGUGAUGUAACGAAAUUUGAAAAUUAAAGUGCGCGUCGUUUGAUCAGUGAAUUUAUACUCAAAAUUUUGUGUUGAAAUUGGACUACUCUUCAGUUGUAACAGUGCAUUUUCCGCACGGAUUUUUGUGUUAAAAAUUGGAUAAUCUUCUACGAAGAUGCCGAGCACAACGGAGGUACCGGUUUAUUCAUCUUCGCAACUGACGCCGAUAGAAAAUCGCGCAUCCUCCAUAACGAUAACGAAACACGAAAAUCCAGAAUACGCCAUAAAUCGCUUGUCGCAAAAGUACGACUCCUAUCACGGACUGCUUUAUAGGAACGAUCGUAAUCGUAGAAGAUUGUCCUCGACCGGAGAAGGAAGCGGUGAUUCGAGUACGACAGCUUCCGGUAGCAGUUGCGGCGAAAGGGAGGACGGUAGCGAAGGAAGGGCUGAAAGUGAUGAAAUGGAUCGAGAUGAUAGAGACGAGAGAGUACCGCUCGAAGGGAAAAUUACCGACAUUGAGAGGCAGCAAGUGGAAACGUUUUUUAAGGGCUUAAAAACGGAGGUAAAUUUUACUGUAAUUCAGAUUUUGUAUACUGACGGUUUUUUAAUCGUUCUUCGAAAAGCGAAACUGACAAACAAAUUUCGGUCAUAUACUUAGUCGUUGAUCUAUAGG
Molecule: messenger RNA, 749 nt
Organism: Photinus pyralis (common eastern firefly)
Lineage: Eukaryota; Metazoa; Arthropoda; Insecta; Coleoptera; Lampyridae
Exons: 2
Coding region: 252-734 (160 amino acids)
Source: RefSeq, a predicted model, not a curated record